Molecule: messenger RNA, 1959 nt
Organism: Triticum turgidum subsp. durum (durum wheat)
Lineage: Eukaryota; Viridiplantae; Streptophyta; Magnoliopsida; Poales; Poaceae
Source: the annotation of a GenBank genome assembly
AUGGCCAAGGGCGAGGGGCCGGCGAUCGGCAUCGACCUCGGGACGACCUACUCCUGCGUCGGCGUGUGGCAGCAUGACCGCGUCGAGAUCAUCGCCAACGACCAGGGCAACCGCACCACGCCCUCCUACGUCGCCUUCACCGACACCGAGCGCCUCAUCGGCGACGCCGCCAAGAACCAGGUCGCCAUGAACCCCACCAACACCGUCUUCGAUGCGAAGCGGCUGAUUGGCAGGAGGUUCUCUGAUCCCUCCGUGCAGAGUGACAUGAAGCUGUGGCCCUUCAAGGUCAUCCCUGGCCCGGCAGACAAGCCCAUGAUCGUCGUCAACUACAAGGGCGAGGUGAAACAGUUCGCAGCGGAGGAGAUCUCCUCCAUGGUGCUCAUCAAGAUGAGGGAGAUUGCUGAGGCCUUCCUCGGCAACUCUGUCAAGAACGCCGUGGUCACCGUCCCGGCCUACUUCAACGACUCCCAGCGCCAGGCCACCAAGGACGCCGGUGCUAUCGCCGGGCUGAACGUGCUGCGCAUCAUCAACGAGCCCACUGCUGCUGCCAUCGCCUAUGGCCUUGACAAGAAGGCGACCAGCACUGGCGAGAAGAACGUCCUCAUCUUUGACCUUGGUGGUGGCACCUUCGAUGUGUCUCUGCUGACCAUCGAGGAGGGCAUCUUCGAGGUGAAGGCCACCGCCGGUGACACUCACCUGGGUGGAGAGGACUUCGACAACCGCAUGGUGAACCACUUCGUCCAGGAGUUCAAGCGCAAGCACAAGAAGGACAUCACCGGCAACCCCCGCGCUCUGCGUCGUCUCCGGACGGCGUGCGAACGUGCCAAGCGCACGCUGUCGUCGACGGCCCAGACCACCAUCGAGAUCGACUCGCUGUACGAGGGUGUGGACUUCUACACCACCAUCACCCGGGCUCGCUUUGAGGAGCUCAACAUGGACCUCUUCCGCAAGUGCAUGGAGCCGGUGGAGAAGUGCCUCCGCGACGCCAAGAUGGACAAGAGCACCGUGCACGACGUGGUGCUGGUCGGUGGCUCCACCCGUAUCCCCAAGGUGCAGCAGUUGCUGCAGGACUUCUUCAACGGCAAGGAGCUGUGCAAGAGCAUCAACCCUGACGAGGCAGUGGCGUAUGGCGCCUCCGUCCAGGCCGCCAUCCUGAGCGGCGAGGGCAACGAGAAGGUGCAGGACCUGCUGCUGCUCGAUGUGACGCCGCUGUCCCUGGGUCUGGAGACCGCCGGCGGCGUCAUGACGACGCUCAUCCCGAGGAACACCACCAUCCCCACCAAGAAGGAGCAGGUCUUCUCCACCUACUCGGACAACCAGCCGGGCGUCCUGAUCCAGGUGUACGAGGGCGAGCGCGCCAGGACCAAGGACAACAACCUCCUGGGCAAGUUCGAGCUGUCGGGCAUCCCGCCGGCUCCCCGCGGCGUGCCCCAGAUCACGGUGUGCUUCGACAUCGACGCCAACGGCAUCCUGAACGUGUCGGCAGAGGACAAGACGACGGGGCAGAAGAACAAGAUCACCAUCACCAACGACAAGGGGCGGCUGAGCAAGGAGGAGAUCGAGAAGAUGGUGCAGGAGGCGGAGAGGUACAAGGCGGAGGACGAGGAGCACAAGAAGAAGGUGGACGCCAAGAACGCGCUGGAGAACUACGCCUACAACAUGCGCAACACGGUCAAGGACGACAAGAUCGCCUCGAAGCUCGGGGCGGACGACAAGAAGAAGGUGGAGGACGCGAUCGAGGGCACCAUCAGCUGGCUGGACGCCAACCAGCUCGCCGAGGCCGACGAGUUCGAGGACAAGAUGAAGGAGCUGGAGGGCAUCUGCAACCCCAUCAUCGCCAAGAUGUACCAGGGCGCUGCGCCGGACAUGGGCGGCGGCAUGGGCAUGGACGAGGACAUGCCGGCCGGCGGCGGUGGGUGUCAGUCGUCUGUCGUCGUGUCAUCUAGUAGCUGGAAGUAG